This is a messenger RNA of Aspergillus tanneri, 804 nucleotides long. RefSeq names its product oxidase ustYa family protein. Gene Ontology annotation, biological process: mycotoxin biosynthetic process. The record is from RefSeq and is a predicted model, not a curated record. NCBI's taxonomy places the organism in Eukaryota, Fungi, Ascomycota, Eurotiomycetes, Eurotiales, Aspergillaceae. The coding region runs from base 1 to 804 and encodes 267 amino acids. The transcript has 4 exons.
AUGGACACUUUCCGGUACCAGCAGAUGAAAGGAGAGGACAACAGCGAUGAUUGCGAAGCAGAUGGGCAAGGGGAUCCGCCAUCUCUUAAAACCCAGCCCUGGAAUUGGCGUUCAAUCCUCACUGGAGCUGUGGUCGGCUUUGUACUGAGUUUCGGGGUCUUUCAAAUCACCACACUGCAUCUAAACGACUCAUGUACACGGAAAAUGUCAACUUGGUCACCGGCACUUGAGAUAUACGAUGAUACACUGUCACCCCAACGGUUUAAUGGUGCCCUUAGGGAGGGCAACGCGUAUCGUGGCCCUCCUAGUCAAGACAUCGAUGACGCCUGGGACAAGAUUCUCUAUCAUGGGGGAGCGCUGGUCCGCAUAUCCAGAGCGCAACUCCUCAAGAUCAAUGCAUCGGAAUAUGCAGCCGAGUAUACCCAGGAGAUGGGCGGUGGGUAUAUAGCGGGCAUAGAGGUGUUCCACCAAUUACACUGCGUGAAUAUGCUUCGAAAAGCGACAUAUAUGGAUUACUAUCUGCCAAGGAUGGACGAAUGGAAAGACCAACAAACGCUACGGUAUCAUUUAGAUCACUGCCUUGACAUGCUGCGUCAAAAACUUAUGUGUGACCCCGAUCUAGGCAUGGUGACAUAUGUAUGGGCCAAGGGAUGGAAGCAGCCAUUCCCUGACUUCAGCACCAUGCACAAGUGCCGGGACUAUACAAAGGUGCUUGAGUGGGCACGAGAAAACUACGUACACGGCAUAAACGUCGCAGAUAUUGAACGUGCUCCGGGGGCACUUGAGAGAGAUACCCGACCUUGA